Messenger RNA from Prunus persica (peach), 3351 nucleotides. RefSeq lists its product as uncharacterized. The coding region runs from base 233 to 2098 and encodes 621 amino acids. Gene Ontology annotation, molecular function: protein binding. The transcript has 2 exons. The record is from RefSeq and is a predicted model, not a curated record. NCBI's taxonomy places the organism in Eukaryota, Viridiplantae, Streptophyta, Magnoliopsida, Rosales, Rosaceae.
ACAAAAACCUUUUAGCACUAACCUUUCUCAAAACAAAGGCACAGAGAAUUGAAAAGUACUAAAAGAUUCUUCAAAAUCAUUAAUAAGGUUUUAAGUACUAUACAUGCGCCGUUAAUGUCACUAACUACAACACCUGGCCACUUGACUCACCUUAAUUUCAACUUUUCUUUCCAACUCCCCUUUUUCUUCUCCACAAAACCCAAACCCUAAACUCCACCUUUGUCCCUCAGUCAUGGAUUCCCUGAAGCAAAAGGAGCAGGCUUGCACGAGACCAUUUUGUUUCUUCUGCACCAUGAAAGAACCAGACUCCUUUAAGAGGAGAGCUGGAAUAUCAGCCUGCUUCAAGGAACUACCACUCGGAGAAGACCAAGGAAAUGUUCUGGUGCUGAGCAGUCUAUGGCAAAUUGCUAUGACUCACCCUGAUGACCCAGAGUUCCCAUCACUUGGAAUCUUUGAGUGCAUGGCAAAGCUAAUCUUCAAAGGCAUCAACAACAAGUGUUGGCUUCAAACAGACCAAAACAUCUACAUCCCUUACUAUGCAGCUCAUGCCAUUGGCUCUUACACCAUGAACAAGGCUGAGUUUGCCGAAAAGGCGGUAGCUUCGGGCGUAAUUCCACCAUUGCUUGAUCUUCUGAGAGGAAAGAUGAGUUGGGUUGAGCAAAGGGUUGCUGCUCGAGCGCUCGGUCACCUUGCAAGCUAUGAAAGAACCUCUGAAGCUGUAGCACAAUAUGAAGAAGAGGUGGUAAGAUCAGCCAUGAAAGUAGCUUCUACAUGUCUUCAUGUGGUGUAUAUGAGUUUUGUAGGAGUGAAGGAUAAGAGAAAAAGACAAAAAUACCACUGUGAUUUGCUCACAAGAGGUGUUGGUGGAUUAGAAAUGGAGAUUUGCAAGGCUGAGGAGUGGGCAAGUCAACUCCAAUGUUGGUCUCUCAAUAUUUUAAAUUGUUUUGCUUGCAAAGAAAAGUCUUUGAAUCUCAUUUGCAAGCAAGACUUUUUGAAACAAUUGUGUGGAAUGUGGGGUGGUUUGGCCAAUCGCUCAUCACCAGCUGGUGUUGGACUUAUUAGAAUCUUGUGUUACAGUAAAUAUGGGAGGAAAAAAAUUUCUGAGUCGAGAGAAGUUAUAGAGAGCCUCUGUAAUAUCUCGAGGUCUUCAGAUGAUUGGCAGUACAUGGGAAUCGAUUGCCUUUUGCUGCUCCUCAAAGACCCAGAUACGAGGUACAAAGUUAUCGAUAUUGCCGCCUUGUUUCUUGUUGAUUUGGUUGAGCUAAGAAGCCUUGGAGAUAGAUCAAACUUAGGUGAAACAAUCACAAAAGCCCUACUUCUUGCAAAUUACAAGCAGGGAAAAUUGAACAACAACAGGAAAAUUGAAAAGAAUUUAGAAGAGCUGUGGAAUUUGAAAGUGGAGAGGAGGAAGAGGGAAAGAGGAUUGUGUCAAGAAAAAAUUGAGAAAAGAAUGGUUUUGGUGGAUGUAAUAAAACAAGAAGCAAAUCAUAUGUUUUGUUUGGGAGAAAUAGAGGAAGCCAUAGUUAAGUAUUCUGAAGCAUUAGAAUUGUGCCCAUUAGGGUUGAGAAAAGAAAGAAUGGUGCUUUAUAGCAACAGAGCUCAGUGUCAAUUGCUGAUGAGGGACUCAGAUGCUGCCAUUAGGGACUCAACCAGAGCUCUAUGCUUGUCAACUCCAGUGAAUUCUCAUAGUAAAAGCCUCUGGAGAAGAUCACAGGCUUAUGACAUGAAAGGGUUGGCUAAAGAAAGCUUGAUGGACUGUUUGGCGUUCAUCAAUGGCUGCAUCAAGUCUGAGAGUAGCAGGCGGGUGAAGAUUCCACAUUAUGCUGCACGUAUGAUCAGCAAACAGAUGGAGGCCACGUGGCUCUUCUCGACUGCCCGGUCAACAAUGGCAACUCGUCAAGACUUUCAAGUGAUGAAACAAGUACAAGAAUCAGAAGGGAAGGGUAACUUAUGUGAAAGUGGGGAUGACAAGCAAGACUACCGUGAUGAAAUUAUGAGAGUUAUGAUGGAGAAAAAAGGUCUGUCCACCAUUUUAGAAGAACCUUUAAUUGUAAAGGAAGAGAGUAGGAGGAAGAUGGAAAGGACAAGAAGGGUGUAAGGGUUGCGUUGUGGCUCGAUCAAUGUAAGUCAAUUGGGUUACCAAAUGUUUUAGACCGAUAUGGCCACAAGAUGUUAUGUGUAAGGUGUUUGCCCAAGUUAAACGAAGCUGUUCAGAAAAUGAAACAACACCAUUUAAAAAAUAAUAAUAAUAAAUUAUACAAGCGAUUUCGGAGGAUGAGAUGAGAGUUUUCUUUUUUCACACACACUUCACCGGAUAAGCAAAGUAUAAGGUAGGCUUUUCUAAUUGAAUUAAAAUGUUAACUAAGUGAGAGAAUAUUCGGACUGAGAUGAUCUAAUGACAUACUUUGUAUGUGGUAAUUAGAUAAUAGCACACGUACAAUAUUUAUAUGUAAAUAGUACUGUUUCAAUAGAAAGGUGGAGAGGACCACUUGAGCAUAUUGAUUUAACAAAUUUUCAAAUGAAGAGCAAGACGAAAUGGAAAAGGGAAAAAGGAGUACCUAAUCCCUCAACUUGACUUUGUGGUUUUGCACAUGGCUCUUCUAAAUUUAGUGAACUUUAUGAUCUUGAAUUUUUAUUUAUCAUAAUGAUAUUAUUUCUACUGUAGUUCAAAUUAAGAAAAAAUUACAAGAGCUUAUAUCUUUCGUAUUAAUGAGAUAAUAAGGGCCCGUUUGAUAAUUUUUUUAUUUUUUAUUUUUUGUGCUAUAGUAUAAAAGAAAAUGAGUGUGAGAAUAGAAGUGAGGAUGAGAUUGAGAGAGAGAAUGAAAAGGGCGAUUUCUCUUAUUCCUCUUGUUCCCUCUUGUAGUGAACAUGAUUUGUCAUCUUAAGGUUUGAAAAUUUGAACAGAUACCUAUAACCAAUUAAUUACCGUGAGAAUCCUUUUCAUGAUUAGGUACAAGGAAAAAAGCGAUGUCAUGAUUUUGCCAUUACUUGCUAUAAUGUUCAUUAGGUAGCAAUGCAACUAAGGACAAAAUUCUCUACUUCACAAUAUGCAGCAAGUUUCUUUUUGUGGUAGGUAAGCUGUACAUUUCUGACUUCUUUGUCAAUUGAAACGUAACGGCUAUAAAAUCUAGCGGCUCAUAUUCAAUACUAUUUCCUACUUCCAUCAUCAAAUCGACAUACCAAUUUAAAGGAAACAAUUUUUUUUAUUAAAAAUAAAUAAAAGCUUAAUCAACGAGCAAUUAGAUAUUAACAACAUUAAAGCCCAAUACGGCGACGGAUUGUGGAAGAACGGAGGAGGAGGUGGAGUGUAGGUGUACAAGACUAGAACGUAAACGAAGCAGCUCGGAGGAG